Messenger RNA from Anas platyrhynchos (mallard), 868 nucleotides. It is a transcript of the gene NUDT8, whose product is annotated as nudix hydrolase 8. The record is from RefSeq and is a predicted model, not a curated record. Gene Ontology annotation, molecular function: coenzyme A diphosphatase activity. Lineage: Eukaryota; Metazoa; Chordata; Aves; Anseriformes; Anatidae.
CUCCCCUCGCCUUUUUUCCCCUCCCCUUCCCCCGGCGGCGCCAUGGCGGGGCCGGUUUGGGGCCGCGUCCCCCCGCGCCGGGGGUACCUGAGCGGUGGCACCGAGCGGCGCUGCCGGGAGCUGCUGGCGGCGGCGGCGGCGGGGGGCGGCGGAGCGGGGGCGGCGGCGGCGGUGCUGGUGCCGCUGUGCUCGGUGCGCGGCCGCCCCUCGCUGCUCUACACCCUGCGCUGCCGCAGCCUGUCCGGGCCACACAGCGGCGACGUGAGCUUCCCCGGGGGGAAACGGGAGGCGUCGGACAGCGACGCGGUGGCCACGGCGCUGCGGGAGACGCGGGAGGAGCUGGGGCUGGAGCUGGGCGAGGGCAGCGUCUGGGGCAUGCUGAGAAGUCUGCCCGACCGGCAAGGGAUGCUGGUGGUCCCCGUCGUGGCCAACCUGGGCCCCCUGGAGAACCUGAAGCUGUCCCCAAACCCCGAGGAGGUGGCGGAGACCUUCACGCUGCCGCUGGCCCACCUGCUGCAGGAGGAGAACCAGGGCUACACGCAUUUCCGCACGCGGGGCCGCUACGGCUACACCCUGCCUGUUUUCCUCCACGGCCCCCACCGCGUCUGGGGGCUCACGGCCAUCAUCACCGAGCUCACCCUGGAGCUGCUGGCGCCCGAGCGCUACCGCAGGAAGACCCACGUGCCCGGCCGCCACCUCGCCGCCCCUCCGCGCAGGGCCUGACCCCAACCUUUUCCCAAUUUUUGGGGUGCCGCCUGCCCUUCGCAGCACGCCGGGGGUGCUGCCCGUUGGUUUGGUUUGUUGUUUUUUGGGGUGCGUGGGGCUCAGCCCCGCCGUGUGCUUGCGGAGAGGGGGCAGCCCCGGGGCU